AUGCGACGGUCCAUAGGCUUAUCUUCCCUGGUACUCUUUCUCUGUUGCCUGAUUCGUACCGGUAGCUUCAAACUAUUUGGAACCGUGGCCGAAGCAAGGACCUCCUCGUUGUUUCGUUUGGAGUAUCGAGGGGACUUUCAGCUGCAAGUCUCAGGUCUCUGUGGACCAGAUGAGCCAGCAGAACUUGAAGCUGUUUGUCAAGGAGAAGGACUGAUCGAUUUUGAGGCCACUUCCGACGAAAGCAUUCAAUGUGUGCAAACCAAUCGAAGCUCGAUUGAGUGUACCACGACACUCCAAGAAGUCUACAAGAGCAACAGCACCUUUGGCUCCAUCUUCUAUGCCUGUGAGGGAAACUCUUCCAAUGACCUUCAGUCGACGUUUGUCUACACAGACUCUUCUGAGCAAGACGUCUACUGCCUCGAGACAGAAGACGGAGCAGUCAACCAAAUUUGGCACCUGAGCCGGCUGAAUAUUCUCUGCGCAGAUUCUUCCAACGAUGCUGCUGCUGAGAGCAUCACAAACGGUUCCCUCUCAACGGCAGUCAAUGACGAUUACUUCUUUGAAUGCCAAGGCCAAAACGUCCACAACUUUUACCCUGACAAUAAACACCCAUCGAACGAGUUUUGGUGCACCAACGGGAAGUUGUGUGAGGGUGACUGCAAUGUCACUUUUCAACCUCUCCAAGUGCUCACCGACAUUCAUCAUGUUCCGACCGCAUGUAUCUUGCAACUGGAACCGGAGAUUUCAGGCCCUUACGAGGCAACACAACCAGCAACAAGCUCUCUACUACCGCCUCAUCACCUACAGACAGUUUAUUUCACAGUCAAUUUUGCUUGGCUAUUGAAGAGUGAUGACUUUCAAUCAGUAUCCGGAGCUACUUGUAUUGUAUCCGCACCAAGCUUCUUGUUGACGUGUGACAACGGGAUAAUUGAGUGGUUAUCAUCACCUAGCCGUGAUUCUGUCAACUGCAGAUAUAUCGAUGACUCCGUGUUGAAUUGUACGGCAAUUGAUUUGCCGACUUCACUACCGACUCUGGAGGCAUCCUACGUGAAUCAGUUCCAGUCAAUUCAGUAUUCCUGCCAAUCAAAUUAUAUCCCCACCACCGUUGCAUCCAUGAAUAAUGGAACGACCGUGUGCGCACAACCGGAUGCUGCACUUCUUGUGACCGAUAUUUAUUUCGCCCUUCAACUGGGCGUACAAUGUGCCGAAGAUACGCUGUACGAUGAUAGCGUCAUCGAGUGUGGAAUGGACACUAUAUUCUCGUUCAUGGAUUCCCAAACAAAUCCUUCUGGCAGCCCUUUCGGAUGGCUUACUUGUCUCAACCAAGGGACCACUUUGAUCCAAGAGGACGAAGAAUUGCUAGUCCAAACCAUACCAGAAGUGACCGUGUCAACCGAUUGGAGGUUUCAAACAGGACCCAAUCCUGAUUGUUUUUCCGUGGAGGAGCAACCGCUGCAAACCGAUUCUCCGACCUUCACAGACGAAUCAACAGUGGACGGCGACAUGGACGGUGAAAAUGGCGGUGCCAGCCAGUCAUAUCAAAUUGUGGAGCUGCCAGACUUUACAAUCGGGGUUCUGCAGGUGUCGCCGGACAGUCCUCAGGCGAAAGCCUACCGAUGGAUGAAGUGGCAUCCGUAUCUAGACGAACUUCCGCAAUGGCGCCGACAGCAACAAUUUGCCCUGGUGACGUUUUUUUACUCCUUUGGAGGAGACGUUCCAGGUGUUUGGUUUGACUCUGAUCUUGAAAACUAUCUAGAUUACGAUGUCCAUGAAUGUGAAUGGGGCGAGACGAGGUGGGCGCUGGUGGACAGUCAAUGCAAUGAGGAGGGUGCUUACACGCAGCUAUCGUUGGAUGGUACUGCGACCACUGACCUUCGGGGACUCGUUGGAACAAUGCCCCCAGAAAUAUCUCUCCUCUCGUCAUUGGAAGAGAUUCGAAUCUCCGGCACUGAUUUGGCCCAGACGCUAUCAGCUAUGAUUCCCAUCGAGUUGGCUGGCAUGACGUCCUUGCGAGAGUUUUCGUAUUCUGCCAACCACCUUGUCGGUAACAUACCAACGACGCUUGGAUUGUUCACUCAAUUGACUUCUCUUUUCCUGGGUUUCAACCGAUUGGGAGGUUCGGUGCCCAGUGAAAUUGGGUUACUUACCAAUCUGCUCAACUUCAACAUACAUUGCAACAAUAUUCGCGGGUCUGUAACUAUUGAGCUAUUUGGUCGACCAUGCGGUCCGGAAGCAACCACCGUUGCAGCCAACGGAAUGAAUCGAAUCUGGUGUCUUUUUUCUAAACUGUGGGCUAUGCUAUUUUGA
This is a messenger RNA of Seminavis robusta, 2307 nucleotides long. Lineage: Eukaryota; Bacillariophyta; Bacillariophyceae; Naviculales; Naviculaceae. The record is from the annotation of a GenBank genome assembly.